This is a messenger RNA of Owenia fusiformis, 2407 nucleotides long. Lineage: Eukaryota; Metazoa; Annelida; Polychaeta; Sabellida; Oweniidae. The record is from the annotation of a GenBank genome assembly.
GUUCAAGAAGUCGGGCCAACUCAACAUUUUCACGUGAAAUCCAAAUUUAAUGGAUGUAUUUGAAGAUUUUGGCGAUUGCUAAAAAUUUAAGAUGGGAGACUUCAAGGUUCACCACAUACGUUUCUUUGACUACCAGCCCAAGUCCAUCCAAUGUCUAGCAUAUAAUAGUCAACAAGACAGGAUAGCAAUUGGCAGGUCUGAUGGCAGUCUGGAGAUUUGGUCUAUCAAGGAUGACUGGUUCCAGGAAAAGAUUAUCCCAGGGUCUAAUGACAACUCUAUUGAAGCAGUAGCUUGGUGUGGGAAUCGUGUUUUUACUGCAGGUAUUCAAGGCAGUAUCGUGGAAUAUGAUCUAUUGACACUGGAGAGAAAAGUCGUGUCAUGGUCCAACAAUGGAGCAGUCUGGAGUCUAGAAUCCAAUAUGGCAGAAACACACAUUGCAGCUGGUACUGAGGAAGGGUGUAUUGUUCUAUACGAGCUAACUGAGGAGGGACUUGAGUAUUUCAAAGCAUUUGAUAAACAAGAAGGUAGAGUACUGUCCCUUGCCUGGGCAAAGGAGGAUAAAUUAAUCGUAACUGGGGGCAUUGAUAACAUCCGUAUAUGGAACACCACAUCUGGCCAUGCUAUUCAGCGGUUGACCCUUGGGCGGCAGGAAGUCACGAAAGAAACUUUAGUAUGGUGUGUUGGGGUGACAAAAGAUUUUACAAUCAUCAGUGGGGAUUCCCGAGGAAAGACAUCCUUCUGGAACGGGAAGCAGGGGACGUUAUCUCGGAGCUAUCAAAGUCACAAGGCAGACAUCUUGUGUCUAUGUAUGAACAAGGAGGGUAACUCAGUGUUUCUGUCAGGGGCAGACUCAAACAUAAUUCAGUUUGAAUAUAUCACAUCAAAUGCAGAUAGCGCGUGGAGACAAUGGGUGCGAUCAUCAGUAUAUGUCCAUCAUAAACAUGAUGUUAGGGCACUAGUGUUGACAUCAAGGAACUUCUUGGUAUCUGGAGGUAUGGACUGCAAGUUGGUUUACAGUCAAAUAGAAGCUAAUAAGUCAAAGAGUCAUCGGAAGAUUGCCCCCAUACCUCAGUAUAGCCUGGUUCACCUUGCGAAGGAUGCAGACUUUGUAAUGUUGCAGUACACAGAUAACUUAGAGAUAUGGAAACUGGGCUCAACUAAGGCUGAAACAGGCAAAAUAGGGGAAGCCCUACCCUUACACAGGGACCCAAUGAAGUUGAUAGAACUUCAUAGUAAAGGGGGGAAUCACAUAGUCUGUAGUGCUAUAUCCAGGGAUGGAGAGUAUGUGGCAUACUCUGACACAACUACAAUUAAAGUCUUCAAGAUAAUCCAAGAACAAGUUACAGUGAUGUCACCAAAAUUAACGAUACAAAAAUUGAAGAUCGGAAAACCUGAUCAUGCUCACAGACUUGAAUUUAGUGCAGAAUCUGACUGUUUAUAUGUUGCAUCAAAAUCAGGACGUGUUAAUGUACUGAACUUCCUGGAACCUGAAUCUAAAGAGACAACACUCUCUAGGAAAGGAGAUUGCAUGGAACCCAUACAUCUUAUGACGCUGAGCCCUAAUGGAGAUUACCUAGCAACAGGGGACCAUGGCAACAAUGUCCAGAUCUUUAGCACAAAACAACGAAAGCAUAUCUGUAGCCUCCCUGUGUAUAGCUGCCAGCCUACAGCUAUAGCUUUCAACCAGACAUCAACAGAACUUGUAGUAGCCUACACAAAUCAAAAGAUAGUAGAGUUUAAUAUAGAAGAACAGCAAUACACAAAAUGGUGCCGGAUGGCAUUAGAUUCAUUCCCUUUACAAUGGCUACGGCAGCACAAUAAGAUAUCUCAUGUUGCAUUUAACCCAUCAAACCCUGAUCAAAUAUUGAUCCAUAAUGAACAGAUGUUCAGUAUCCUGGAUAAAUCUCAGCCAUUUCCGAAGCAGAAUACAUACUUGAUUAACAAGGAUGGGCAGCCAAUAAAGAAGGACAAAGUGGAGCAUGCCUUUCAUCUGUGUACUCAGUUCAGGUAUCUGAUGUUUGCUGACAUGGUAGGACCCAACUUUAUGUUAGUGGUAGAGCAGACUCCUACAUCUAUAGUUGACAGACUACCGCCAGCACUGAAGGAGAAGAAAUUUGGGACAUAAAUAUGUACAUAAUGGACAUUUGAAUUUUUUAUGUCAAUAACUACAAAAAUGCUAUAAUAAAUAUCUUCCAAUACAAAAAAAUUGGAGAUCAGUUUGUUUUAGUUAUGAAAUAAUUUUUUUGAAUGAUUCACUCAUUGAAGAUGAAAUGGUGUAAAUCAUAGAAAGAAAAUCUAUGCAGAUAUUACAAUAUACAAAUUACAAGAAGAAACUUGCCCAUAUACAAUACUCUAGCUGUAAUGGAUUUAUAUCUAUCUGCUAUUAGCCUGGGGGCAAUAAUGGAAA